Messenger RNA from Lepisosteus oculatus (spotted gar), 1737 nucleotides. NCBI's taxonomy places the organism in Eukaryota, Metazoa, Chordata, Actinopteri, Semionotiformes, Lepisosteidae. The record is from RefSeq and is a predicted model, not a curated record.
AAUAAUAAUAAUAGGGCCUCCAACACGGCUGUUCCGUAUUUUCAUACAACAAUUUUCUUGCUUCUGUCUGGUUGCUGCUCUCGUCUUUAGGAAGUGUUGGUGGACGGCCGGUGCCCGCCUGCCUGCCAGCCGUCCCACUCAGCGCAGGAAGCGAUCCCUUCCCCCGGCGAGUUCGUCAGGAAACGGAACCAAAAGCUUCACUGCCAUUAGUGAUGGCGGAUGUGCACGAAGCGGACGCGAUGAAGAAUUUCCACGGGGGUUUCGAUCGGAUAGACGCGGAUAUGUGCCGCUUCCCAUAUUGCAUCGUGUGGACUCCCAUUCCGGUGCUGUCGUAUUUACUGCCUUUCAUUGGGCACAUGGGAAUCUGCACGUCUACUGGUGUGAUCCGAGACUUUGCUGGACCUUAUUUUGUGUCGGUAAGAAGUGACUGCAGAUGUGAGGUUUUGUCCAAAGCGUUUUUCCCCCAACAUAACCUGUGCUGUGACAACUGCCAUUCACACGUGGCCAUGGCCCUGAACCUAAUGCGCUAUGACAACAGCACCUCCUGGAACAUGGUGAAGCUGUGCAUCCUGUUCACAAUCUACAGCAAGCACAUCAGUUGUGUCAGUUUUCUGAAAACCUGGCUGCCCUUCGUGCUUGUGCUGGGGAUUGUCCUGACUGUGGCCUUGGCUCUGAACAUGCGGUGAGGAGGGGGCAGCUCUUGACACUGAAGGUGGGACAGCAGGCCUGGCUCAUGUGGAAUGCAAACCGAACACACGACGGCCUUCCUGUAGCUGAAGACCCCUCUCCGGACCUGGCAUUGUAACCCAUCUCUGCACUUUCCAGCGUUGUACUCUCGGUUGGAUUUCCUUGUCCUUUUUUGUUAAAGCAGUCUCUUACUAACGGAAGCCGAAGAGGAAAGAAAACAAAGGCAGACAAGCGAGAUGUAAGUUGCAGCGGAGGGGGUGGUUUGUGCAGUCUGGACUUGGGGAUUGCAUUCCCUUCAACAGCGGCGGAAGGGAUUCGACUCCCAGAUUGUCCCGUGAUGCACGCCUGAGCUGUGGAGCAGGGUGGGCGGACAGGCUGGGAAUGGGAAUGGGACAAAGGGGUGGGGGGGUAGGUGGAAGAGCCUGAUCAAUCAGAGCAAGUGGAUGAUUUGCCCUCCGCCAGCAAGGAUGAGCCAGGCCCCCUGUGUAACAAGCUUCUCCAUUAUCUUCUCGCUUCCUGGGUUUUGUCAUUAUCUGGAUCAUCUGCCUCAGAACUACAUCUGUUGUCAGACACACCGUACUUUCUCCUGUUUUUUCUUGGGCGGGAGCCAGUCAAUUUUAUCUAAUAGUUCUGUUUUAUUUGUCCUCCCUCUGCAGGAUGCAUUAUUUUGUUUGAUUGCUCACCUGUGGUUUACUCUGUAUUAUUUGACUUUUCAGGACACAUGAUUCUGGGGUGCGACAAUAUCUAAACAACAAAGAAGUGAAACAUCUCGUCAGAACUGAGUAGCUGAAGUAUCUGUUCUAGUUACCAGAGUCCCUGCAGGCAUAUGAUAGUUGGUGUUAAGUGCUGUGUAAAAUUCACUCUAAACCAAAAGCUUAAUAAUUGCAGCUGAAUUGCACUGUAACAUCUGGGAUGCUUCUUGUGUGUUUAUUCCUGACAGUCUUUAAGGAUAUUGCUGGCAUCUUGAGAUGCAUAUGACUUUCUUGUCUUGCAGGUUCAAUAUUUCAAUAUUAAUUCACACUUUGAAUAUAAAAAAUAUUUAAAUAAAAA